GCAGGAGGAGGAAGUCUGGAAAGUCCGGCUCCAGCCAAUCUCUAACUAUAGCCUUCCCUUACUUCCUCCCUUAGUUGCUGAGUGCGCAUGUGCAGCUGACGUGUAAGACUCUACAGUGGCUCCCUGGCCAUUGCAUCACACAAUGAAAUCUUAACCUUGCCAGCAGGAAUAUUGGUAUUUCUGCACAACCAGUAGCGGAAUUAUAAUGCCAGAUGGGUCUCAAAAGUUCAUCCUCUACAAAAGAGACAGGCGCCAUGUUACCUUCAUUGUGAAGUUCUACCACAACAAGGACAGAAGUAUCUUGUGAAGAGACAUUGCCGCUGAGCAUUGCAGCUAGCCGAGGGACAGAAGUCACACAGCACCAAUCUACAUGGUCAAGUGUAGCCUGUUACAGAGACCUUGAGGGCUACUGCAAAUGUUCUUCUGAUCCUACCACUGUGCCAUGGAUUUCUCACGCUUUCUAGCCGAUGACUUUGAGGUGAAGGACUGGGUUAAUGCAGCCUUUAAGUCAGUUCAGAAGGAUGCACCAGCCAAGGUGGAUGCCCACGCCUCUACUUUGGUAAUGAAGCUGCAACUCUUCAUCCAAGAGGUGAACAACUCUGUGGAAGAGAUCAGCCACCAGGCUCUGCAGAACAUGCCCCGAGUGCUACGUGAUGUAGAAGCCGUAAGGCAAGAGGCAUCGUUCUUGAAAGAGCAAAUGAUCCUUGUGAAAGAAGACAUCAAGAAAUUUGAGCAAGACACUGCUCAGUCCAUGCAGGUUCUGGUAGAGAUGGAUAAAGUAAAGUCUCGUAUGCAGUUGGCUGCAGACUCUCUGCAGGAAGCGGAUAAAUGGAGCACCCUUAGUGCAGACAUAGAGGAAACGUUUAAAACCCAGAAUAUCACUGUUAUCUCGGAGAAGCUCACCAGCAUGCAAGUGAGUCUCACAAUGUUGGUAGACACCCCAGACUACUCUGAGAAAUGUGUUUAUUUGGAGGCCCUCAAGAAUCGUCUGGAAGCAAUGUGCAGCCCACAGAUUGUAGCAGCGUUUAACAGUCAGUCAGUGGAUCAGGCCAAGAUGUUUGUGAAGGUCUUUAGCGAGAUUGACAGGAUGCCGCAGUUACUUGCUUAUUACUACAAGUGCCACAAGGUGCAGUUGGUGACUGUGUGGCAGGAGCUGUGCCAGAGUGACAUGCCCCUAGACCGGCAGCUGACUGAGUUCUACGACACACUGCUCAGUGCCUGGCACACCCAGUUGCAGUGGGUAUCCCAGGUGUUUAAAAAGCCCCAGGAGGUUGUGACUGUGCUUAUGAUCCAGACCCUGGCUGCUAUGGUGCCAUCUAUCCCCGUGUGUCUCAGUACGGCCAUGGAACGGGCUUCUCCAGAGGACAAGCUCAGCACGCUGUUGGAACUCUACAAUGCCACUGGUCACUUUGCCAAGUCGAUGGAGACUGCUAUCCUGCCCAACAUGGGGGAGUACAAUCUAGUCAAGCUGAUUGAACUGGUGGAUGCUGUAUUUGGACCCUAUAAACCUUAUCAGUUACAGUACGGAGACCUUGAGGAAUCCAACCUCUUGAUACAAAUUAGCGCAAUGCCCUUAGAACGCGGGGAAGUGCUAGACUGUGUCCAGGAGCUUUCCCAUUCUGUCUCCCGGCUCUUUAGCCUUGCAUCAGGGGCAAUGGACAGAUGCAUCAAGUUUACUGACGGCCUGGGCUUGUGCGGCCUGCUGCAGGCUCUCCAGUCUCUUUUUAAAAAGUAUGUUACAGACUUUACACUCACCCUUCAGUCAAUAAGGAAGAAGUGCAAGUUGGACAACAUACCCGCCGAUUCCUUAUUCCUGGAAGACUGGUCGGCCUUCCAGAACUCUGUCAGGAUUAUCGGCGCCUGCGGGGAGCUGUUACGUCAGUGCGGUGAUUUUGAGCAACAGCUUGCAAGCCGGUUUCUGUCUAUAGCAGGGAAGCACCUGUCCGAUACCUACAGCCCACGUAGCCUAACAGGCAUCCAGGAGACAAGUUAUUCUGACCGCAAAAGCAGCCGGAACCCUUGGCACGACUACAACUACCUGCAGAAGGGAGACCCCGCACAGUAUGCUAAUUUGAUGGAGACCCUGUACAUGCUAAAGGAAAAGGGGGCCGUCAGCACCAGCCUUCUCGCUGCCUCUCGCUCGGCUUUCACGCGGCAGAACCAAGUGGCGCAUCAGCUGGCAUUCGAUUCAGUCUUUCUGCACAUCAAACAGCAACUUCUGCUGGUGCCCAAAAUGGAGAGCUGGAGCUGUGAAGGCUCAGGGGAAAUGCUGACUGAAGACCUUCCUACGUUCAGCCUUACUCCUCUUGAAUAUAUUAGCAAUAUCGGGCAGUACCUCAUGUCCCUUCCUCUGCAUUUGGAGCCCUUUGUCACCCCAGAAGAUUCUACCUUGGAACUUGCAUUGCAUGCUGGGAAACUACCAUUUCCUCCCGAACAAGGAGAGGAAACGCCGGAGUUAGAUAACAUGGCAGAUUACUGGCUGGGCUCUCUUGCUCGCGCCACAAUGCAGACGUACUGUGACGUCAUCUUGCAGAUCUCCCUGCUCACGCCUCACACCACCAAGCAGCUGGCAACAGACAUAGACUAUCUGAUAAACGUGAUGGAUGCACUGGGUUUGCAGCCUACUCGGACUCUGCAGCACAUUGUCACGCUUCUCAAGGCCAAACCUGAAGAAUACAGACCGGUUGCUAAGAGCCUGCCCCGGAAACUCUCCUCUUCCAUAGCGGCUAUGAGAAGCCUGGAGUACUAAAGCAGGGAUCUAAAGUGGGCCUGGCGAAAGAUACUGCCCAGCUGGUACCUCUAUACCCAAAUACUGUAAAUGCUGUUUAUUGCUGAAUCUAUAAAAAUGACUUCCUACAAUA
This is a messenger RNA of Xenopus tropicalis (tropical clawed frog), 2861 nucleotides long. It is a transcript of the gene cog7, whose product is annotated as component of oligomeric golgi complex 7. Lineage: Eukaryota; Metazoa; Chordata; Amphibia; Anura; Pipidae. The coding region runs from base 443 to 2749 and encodes 768 amino acids. Gene Ontology annotation, biological process: intracellular protein transport. Gene Ontology annotation, cellular component: COG complex; Golgi membrane. The transcript is spliced from 19 exons. The record is from RefSeq and is a predicted model, not a curated record.